This is a messenger RNA of Oncorhynchus keta (chum salmon), 5347 nucleotides long. Its product is annotated as C-type mannose receptor 2-like. The record is from RefSeq and is a predicted model, not a curated record. Lineage: Eukaryota; Metazoa; Chordata; Actinopteri; Salmoniformes; Salmonidae. Bases 101 to 1141 code for a protein of 346 amino acids. The transcript has 6 exons.
ACCAAACAGACACAGCAAACGGGAGAUCUCAGUCCACAGACCAGACAACCAGAGAGAGAAAGCAGACCAUCUCAACAGUAGAAACACUUUCAGUCAGACGAUGGGGUGGAGAACCAUUCUCUUACUAACAGGGCUGUUUUUACCCUCUCCAUGUCUCCCUCAUCAGUACCACUUUGUGAACAUGGGCAAGAACUGGACUGAAGCACAAGCCUACUGCAGAGAUAAGUACACUGACCUGGCCACCAUAGACAACAUGGAGGAUAUGAACAGAUUGCUGAACUUAGAACAUUUUGGUGAUUACAAUGAUAUUGUCUGGAUAGGGAUGUAUGAUGAUGUUAACAGCUGGAGGUGGUCUCUGGAAGACAGUGCCUACUACAGUGAGGGAGGGGCUGAGUUCAGAAACUGGCAGAUUGGACAACCUGAUAAUGUGAACAGUAAUGAACACUGCGUGGUCAUGACAGAGGGUGGGGAGUACCAGGAUGAGGAUUGCAACGAGAAACCUCCCUUCAUCUGCUACACCUCCAUCGGUGAGACAACAAACAGGUCAACAUUUAUUUUCAUUGAUGAACCAAUAAAAGCCUUCAGUGAAGCUCAGAGUUACUGCAGAGAGUACCACACAGACCUGGCCAGUGUGAGGAACCAGACUGAGAACCAGGAGAUACAGAAGAUGGUGUCUAAGGGUGGUAAAGUGUGGAUCGGCCUGUUCAGAGACUCCUGGAAGUGGUCGGAUGGGAGUGACUCCUCCUUCAGGUACUGGAAUCAUGCACAACCCAAUAACAAUGGAGGGGUUCAGUCCUGUGGCGCUGCAGUGUGGAAAGGAGAACAAUCAUGGACGGAGAGAUGGUUCGAUUGGAACUGUAAAGACAGACAUCCCUUUGUUUGCUACAGUGUAAAGAAGACACAGCAGGUUGUGAGAGUGAAGCUGACCACAAAGGACCAGAACAUUGGCCUGAACGAUAUUGUCGUGCAGAAGGCCAUUUUGCAGCAGAUAAAGAAGGAGCUGAUAGAUAAGGGGAUGCCUGAUGGCAUCAAACUAAGAUGGAAGGAGCAGCCCAAUGAAAAGAUAUUCCACAAGGAAGAAAAUAAGGAUUACCAGAAGAAGAAGGAGAUGAAAGACAUCAUGACAAAGAGAGAAUUCUAAAUUCAGAAGUUUACAUACACUUUGGUUGGAGUCAUUAAAACUUGUUUUUCAACCACUCCACAAAUUUCUUGUUAACAAACUAUGGUUUUGGCAAGUCGGUUAGGACAUCUACUUUGUGCAUGACACAAGUACUUUUUUCAACAAUUGUUUACAGACAGAUUAUUUCAAUUAUAAUUCACUGUAUCACAAUUCCAGUGGGUCAGAAGUUUACAUACACUAAGUUGACUGUGCCUUUAAAAGCUUGGAAAAUUCCAUUAAAUUAUGUUAUGCCUUUAGAAGCUUCUGAUAGGCUAAUUUACAUAGUUUUAGUCAAUUGAAGGUGUACCUGUGGAUGUAUUUCAAGGCCUAUAUUCAAACUCAGUACCUCUUUGCUUGACAUCAUGGGGAAAUUAAAAGAAAUCAGCCAAGACCUCAGAAAACAAUUGUAGACCUCCACAAGUCUGGUUCAUCCCUGGCAGCAAUUUCCAAAUGCCUGAAGGUACCACGUUAAUCUGUACAAACAAUAGUACGCAAGUAUAAACACCACGGGACCAUAGCCGACAGAAAGGAGACGCGUUCUGUCUCCUAGAGAUGAACAUACUCUGGUGCAAAAAGUGCAAAGGACCUUGUGAAGAUGCUGGAGGAAACAGGUACAAAAGUAUCUAUAUUCAAAGUAAAAACAAGUCGUAUAUCAACAUAACCUGAAAGGCCGCUCAGCAUGGAAGAAGCCACUGCUCCAAAACCGCCAUAAAAAAGCCAGAUUACGGUUUACAUCUGAACAUGGGAACAAAGAUCUUAGUUUUGGAGAAAUAUCCUCUGGUCUGAUGAAACGAAAAAAUAACUGUUUGGCCAUAAUGACCAUUGUUAUGUUUGGAGGAUAAAGGGGAAGGUUUGCAAGCCAAAGAACACCAUCCCAACUGUGAAGCAUGGGGGUGGCAGCUUCAUGUUGUGGGGAUGCUUUGCUGCAGGAGGGACUGGUGCACUUCACAAAAUAGAUGGCAUCAUGAGUUAGGAAAAUUAUGUGGAUAUAUUGAAGCAAUCUCAAGACAUUAGUCAGGAAGUUAAAGAUUGGUCGCAAAUGGGUCUUCCAAAUGGACUAUGACCCCAAGCAUACUACCAACGUUGUGGCAAAAUAGCUUAAGGACAACAAAGUCAAGGUAUUGGAGUGGCCAUCACAAAGCCCUGACCUUGAUCCCAUAGAAAAUGUGUGGGCAGAACUGAAAAAGUGUGUGUGAGCAAGUAGGCCUUAAAACCUGACUCAGUUACACCAGCUCUGUCCAGAGGAAAGGGCCAAAAUUCACCCAACUUAUUGUGGGAAGCUUGUGGAAGGCUACUCAAAACGUUUUACCCAAGUUAAACAAUUGAAUAGCAAUGCUACCAAAUACUAAUUGAGUGUAUGUAAACUUCUGGGAAUGUGAUGAAUGAAAUAAAAGCUGAAAUAAAUAAUUAUCUCUACUAUUAUUCGGAUAUUUCAAAAAUUUAAAAUAAAGUGGUGAUCCUAGCUGACCUAAGACAGGGAAUUUUUACUAGGAUUAAAUUGUGAAUUGUGAAAACUGAGUUUAAAUGUAUUUGGCUGAGGUGUACGUAAACUUCCGACUUCAACUGUACGUGUGCAACUGUAUGGAAUUACAAUUAUUGGUUGGUACACCAAUGAAUGAUAUAUAGCCAUUGAUUAUUGAAGAAUAUACAUGUAUAUGCCUCAAGAGCUAAAUUCAACUAAUUUACCCCCUCAGAAGCCAAAACAAAUCUUAUUUUAACUAUUGUUUUUCUACAAUGUAAUUGUGAACAGCACAUUAUAGAUUUAAUUUCGAUCACAUGGAUAGUCAAUGCUCUAUGAAUUUGAGAGUGGUUUCCCAGCCUCAGCUGUUUACCAAAAAGGGUGCCGCUUUGUUGUUUUUUGAAUCCCAGAUUGCUCUUUAGAAGAUUCAAGUUUUGUUCUUCAGAAGAAAGUAUCCAAAUAUAUAAUGUAAUGGUCACUUUUCCAGUAGAAUACUGUUAUGCCUCUUUUGAGAGCCUUUAUAUUGCUCCAGUCAGCUCGUGAUAUGCAAAGCUUUGGGACUGUCGCUUACAGUGUGCAAAACCAUGCAGUUUUCAAGAGCAAUUCAAAAUAUUGUAACUUGUAAUAAUGUAACUUUUUUGUACACUUAAACAGAGCUGGCACUUGUCAAAUAGAUGUCAGGAGUUGUCUGUAUGUAAGGGAUAAUCAACAAGGGGCUAUGCAUUCUAUCAAAAAUAAUGCACAACGUGGAAGGUGUGUGCCACGAUGUGCAGCGAUGUGGCACUAACCUUCCAAGCCCAAAGUUUAUUAUACUACUUAUACCACGGCUAUAAUUUAACACACUAAACAUUUGUUGCUGGAAAAUGAUUUCAUUUUCUGGUAGAAAUGUCUUCAACAUCCACUGAAGUUUAGGUAGUAGCUAGAAGUGUUAAUAGCUAGCAAGUUUAGAUAGGUGCUACAGUAGUUUGCUUUGGUAACAAAACGACUUGUUAGCUAACCAAACCUUAGCCAUGGUAUAUUGGCCAUAUACCACAACCCCCUGAAGUGCCUAAUUUCUAUUAUAAAUUGUUUACCCAUGUAAUUAGAAGAGUAUAAAUAAAUGUUUUGUCAUAACCGUGGUAUACGGUCUGAUAUACCACAGCUUUCAUCCAAUCAGCAUUUAGGACUAGAACCACUCGAAUUAUACAAGCUCAUUGUUGAAUACUUGUUGCUGAUUGGCUUAAAGUGCAUUCUAGAGCAUGCAUUAUUUGCCUAUAACGCAUGGUAUAUUCGCACGGUAGAAUUCAAUGGCUAUAGUUCAUUCUUACAUGUUCUAUGUUUGUGCUGCUUUUGAAAGCAAAAGUGUAAUUGAAAACAUUUUCAUAAUAGCAAGCUAGGACUGAUGGUUUGGUUAGCUAAGUCUGUUUUUUUGGUUACCAUGGCAACUACCAUAGCUAUCUAGUAAACUCACUCGCUACUUCAGUGGAUGUUGAACACAUUUCUACCAGCAAAUGAACACAUUUCUAGCGGAAAAUGUGCUAAAUUAUAACCAUGCUAAAAAAGGGAUAAUCAACUCAGGGCUCUAUGUGUUCUCUGGAAAAUGUCAGUUCCACUCUGCUAGUGUGUCGUGGAACACACUUUCCAGGUAGUUCAUUAUUUUCCAUAGAACGCAUAGCCCUGUUGAUUAUCCCUUUCAUAAUACACACUGCAGAAUGCCUUUCAAGCCAUUCAAAAAUGUGUUUUCAGCAAUGCUGUGGUAUAUACGUAUACAUAACGUGUGUAUACAUCUAUGUACAUGUAAAAGUAAUAUGUGUGACCAUUUUAAUUAUAUACUAGUUUGCAGUGAUUAGAUUUUGAAGUUGCGUGUGUGACCAUUUUAUAUAUUCCCCCCCAAAAUAAACACAUUUUUAGCAUUUAUUAGUAGGGGGUGCUAGCUACAUUACAGUGUAAUCUGUCAUACUCAUUAAAAACGUUUUUGUUUCAGUUGAUGAUGGAUCAGAACCUAAUUUGAGAUACUGGUAUGAUAAAUGUUCAUAUACUAUAUUGUAGCAACCUUAAACAAUACCUAGAGACCUCGUCAAGACGUUCGGACUUCUGGGCAUAACGGCUAAGGUGUUGGAUUGACAUUUGCUCGACCCAGAUUUGAGUCCUAGUCUGGGGUACCCCCCUCAGUAUGUUAAUUAUGUAGGUUUAAUAGGUAUCAACUAUAUAAAUCCUGUUUGAAAUGUUUUAUAAACAUGUAGUAAUGUAGUAAUUGAAUAAACUUCCUGCCAGGUCUGAGGCACCAUCUUCACUCUGCCCACGUGAGCCAGACAUGGGCAAAUUGAGCCUCAUCAACACAUCAGUUACCACCUUCGCAAUGCCUUCGCUUGUUGUCUCCGACACCCUGUAUAGCCCAAUAAACUCCUCGUGAGGGACAAGGUCAUGGUCAACAUAAUGCAGGCAGACACUCUUCUGUUCAGCACCAGAGACAUCUUGAGUACCAUCAACAAUUACUGAAGAUUGUACAAUCGGAAGAUACCUAAUCUCAUCUGCAAGGCCUCGAAUGACUGUACUUGCCAUGAUGUUCAGAAUUUCAUUCUGUGCUUUGGGGCCUGUGUACAUCUGUUAACCACUUCAGUUAAAUGGCAUCAUACUCUUCUGCCCUAAGUUUCAAAAGCUGGUAUAAAUUCCCACUUUCAUCCAUGUGGCAUCUAAAGGCUAGUUCCUGCCUUACUACAUGCCGCGCCGAACUAACAAUUUUCAUCAAG